Hirsutella rhossiliensis is the source of this 1008-nucleotide messenger RNA. Its product is annotated as lactate/malate dehydrogenase, NAD binding domain-containing protein. The coding region runs from base 1 to 1008 and encodes 335 amino acids. Lineage: Eukaryota; Fungi; Ascomycota; Sordariomycetes; Hypocreales; Ophiocordycipitaceae. Gene Ontology annotation, biological process: malate metabolic process; tricarboxylic acid cycle. Gene Ontology annotation, cellular component: cytoplasm; mitochondrion. Gene Ontology annotation, molecular function: L-malate dehydrogenase (NAD+) activity. The record is from RefSeq and is a predicted model, not a curated record. The transcript has 3 exons.
AUGUUCGCUGCCAAGAUCCAGCGCCGGGCCUUUUCCGCCUCCGCGCGCAACCUCUCCAAAGUCGCCGUCCUCGGUGCCGCUGGCGGCAUUGGCCAGCCCCUCUCCCUGCUGCUCAAGAUGAACCCCAGAGUCACCGACCUAGCCCUCUACGAUAUCCGUCUUGCUCCCGGCGUUGCCGCCGAUGUCGCCCACAUCAACACAAAGUCCACGGUUAAGGGCUACGACGCUACCCCUAGUGGCCUCGCCGACUGCCUCAAGGGCUCCGAGGUGGUCCUUAUCCCCGCCGGUGUGCCCCGCAAGCCCGGCAUGACGCGUGACGACCUCUUCAACACAAACGCCUCCAUCGUCCGCGAUCUCGCCAAGGCCGUUGCCGAGUCCGCCCCCAAGGCCAAGGUGCUCAUCAUCUCUAACCCCGUCAACUCGACCGUCCCCAUCUGCGCAGAGGUCUUCAAGUCCAAGGGCGUCUACAACCCCAAGACGCUCUUCGGCGUCACCACCCUUGACGUCGUCCGCGCCAGCCGCUUUGUUUCCGAGAUCAAGGGCACCGACCCCAAAGACGAGAAUAUCACCGUCGUCGGCGGUCACUCGGGCGUCACCAUCGUCCCUCUCUUCAGCCAAAGCAAGCACCCCGACCUGAGCUCCAACGCCGAGCUCGUCAAGCGCGUCCAGUUUGGCGGCGACGAGGUCGUCAAGGCCAAGGACGGCGCCGGCUCCGCCACCCUGUCCAUGGCCAUGGCCGGCGCCCGCAUGGCCGAGUCCCUGCUCCGGGCCGCCCAGGGCGAGAAGGGUGUCGUCGAGCCCACUUUUGUCGACUCGCCCCUGUACAAGGACCAGGGCAUCGACUUCUUCAGCAGCAAGGUCGAGCUCGGCCCCAACGGCGUCGAGAAGAUCCUGCCCCUUGGCAAGCUCGACGCCGCCGAGGAGAAGCUCCUCGAGGCCUGCCUGAGCGACCUCAAGAAGAACAUUGAAAAGGGCGUUGCCUUUGUCGCCCAGAACCCCGGCAAAUAA